Messenger RNA from Bombina bombina (fire-bellied toad), 3847 nucleotides. RefSeq names its product ectonucleoside triphosphate diphosphohydrolase 7 (gene ENTPD7). The transcript is spliced from 13 exons. Gene Ontology annotation, molecular function: nucleoside diphosphate phosphatase activity. Gene Ontology annotation, biological process: nucleoside diphosphate catabolic process. Gene Ontology annotation, cellular component: membrane. The coding region runs from base 150 to 1967 and encodes 605 amino acids. The record is from RefSeq and is a predicted model, not a curated record. Lineage: Eukaryota; Metazoa; Chordata; Amphibia; Anura; Bombinatoridae.
GCUAGUGCCAUUGUGGUGGUGGAAUUCUUCGGCGAUUGGUGCUUAUGGCUGCAGGAGAAGGCAGUGCUUGACAUUAUGACUUCGCUUUCCUGGGGCAGAUUAAGCAAAAGGUGACAUGUGAAACAGAGGCUCAGCAAAGAAAUUUGCCUAUGGACAGAAAUUGGUUUUCCUGUUUGUGUCAUACAUCAUGGCACGUCAUUUGGCCAUCUGUGAUCAAUUGUUCUCGCCAUCGAAUGAAUGUUUUGGUGAUUCUUCUAUUUGUCCUUGUACUGAUUGUUGUGGGGAUUUUAUACCCCAGGCUUUGGACCUCUGGAGCAUUUCAGAAUCAGCAAUUCAGGAGGCAAUUGGAUCAGAUAGAGGAUUUAGAAGCUACAGAUAUAAAGGACCCAAAACUAAACUACGGCAUUGUUGUUGACUGCGGCAGCAGUGGCUCCCGGGUGUUUGUAUACUUUUGGCCCCCACACAAUGGAGAUCCUCAUGACCUUCUUGAUAUUAAGCAGAUGAGAGACCGCAGCAGCAAACCUGUAGUUAAGAAGAUCAGACCAGGUAUAUCCACCAUGGCAUUAACUCCAGAAAAAGCCAGUGACUAUAUGAAACCUUUACUUAGUUUUGCAGCAUCUUAUAUCCCAAAAAUAAAACACAAAGAGACUCCGUUAUAUAUUCUGUGCACCGCUGGGAUGAGGGUUUUGCCUGAAAGCCAACAGUCAGCAAUCCUUCAGGACUUGGUAAAGGACGUACCACAGGAGUUUGACUUCAUUUUUUCAGAGACCCAUGCUGAGGUCAUCUCAGGGAAACAGGAAGGAGUUUAUGCAUGGAUCAGUAUUAACUUUGUUCUUGGACGUUUUGACCACGUUGAAGACAAUGAUCCUGUUGUUGCUGUGACUAUAGCCAACCAAGAGGAAACCAUCAUUCGCAAGCGGACAGUAGGCAUCCUAGACAUGGGCGGCGGUUCUCUUCAGAUUGCUUAUGAGGUUCCAACCACCAUGACCUUCCCUUCUGCACACUAUCAGGAAGAAGCAAAAACCGUUUUGGCAGAGUUCAACUUAGGUUGUGACCUGCAGCAUACAGAUCAUGUGUACCGUGUAUAUGUUAAAACAUUUAUGGGAUUUGGAGGGAACUUUGCACGGGUACGUUAUGAAGAAAUGUUAUUCAAUGGCACAGUAGCCAAAAACAGAGUACUGGAGGAGCAGACCGGCACCAAUUCCAACUCACCACUUCUGGAUCCUUGUUUACCUGUUGGUCUUACAGAUAAAAUACGUAGACAGGAGCAGGAUCUUCAUGUUCUUGGGCAAGGAGAUUGGAAUAAAUGUGGGCAGUUGCUGGAACCUCUGCUUUUAAAGUCCAAUGACUCUCAAGCCUAUCUCAAUGGUGUUUAUCAGCCACCCAUAGACUUUUCUAACAGUGAAUUUUAUGGUUUUUCUGAAUUCUAUUACUGUACAGAUGAUGUUCUUCGUAUGGGCGGUAUAUAUAGCAGCCGCAAGUUUUCUAAAGCAGCGAAGGAUUUCUGUAGUAUGAGCUGGACAACCUUAAAAGAGAGAUUUAACAAUCACCUGUAUUCUCCACAUGCUGAUGUGCAUCGGUUAACGUAUCAAUGUUUUAAGUCUGCCUGGAUGUACAAAGUUCUCCAUGAUGGUUUCCAUUUUCCAUAUGACUAUCCAAACCUUAAGACUGCUUACUUAGUGUAUGAUAAGGAAGUGCAAUGGACCCUUGGAGCGAUGAUCUACAAAACUCGAUUCCUUCCACUCAGGGAUAUUCGCCAGGAAAGCUCCCGGCCUGCCCACUGGUGCUGUUUCAGACUUUCAUUUGUCUUUAACUACUAUCUAUUCUUUGCUUGCAUCUUGGUGGUUUUAAUCUCUAUUGUCCUGUACAUUUUGAGGCUUAGACGCAUACACAGGAGACAGGCUCGAGCCUCUGCACACGACUUCUUGAUUUUGAUAGAGGAAGGUGAAACCACAUCAUUAAAGUAAGACUGUGGCGCAUAUUUAUCAAGCUCCGUAAACAGAAGUUAUCAAGAAGUUAUGAAGUCUAAAUACCGCUGCUCCAUAACUUGUCUGCCUGCUGUGAGGCGGCGGACAGAAAUCAACCCGAUAGAAUUUGAUCGGGUUCAUUGACACCCCCUGCUAGCAAAUCUGCAGGGGGCGACAUUGCACCAAGCAGUUCACAAGAACUGCUGGUGCAAUGAUAAAUGCCGACAGCGUAUGCUGUCUGCAUUUAGCGAUGGGCAGCGAUGUGCAGCGGACAUGAUACGCUACUUCGUAUCAUGUCCGCUCGCACAUUGUUAAAUAUGCCCCUGUGUAUUAGCCGAGAGCUGGUUCUCAUUUAAGUGUUUCUACAGCGAUGAUCUCCUUAUUGCUGGUUUUAUUGCAGCAGCUCUUUUUUUGAGCUCCGUUUUUUUUGACAAUACUAUAAACUCUUCACUUUUUAUACAAACUGGAAGGUGCUUCCUUUGUGUAAAAUGGUUUAAAAAAUAUACUUCAUUAAUGAACUUAAUGAGUUUUUUGCUUUUAAAGUAUUACCAAUAAAGGAGUAGUAAAAUCAGGGCAUCUCUAAACGACCUACAUAUGUUGUUACAUUUAUCUGGUCAUUGUCUUCAUACAGACGAAUAAUCCUGAAAUGUGUAGACUUAGAACAGACCAAGAUUUGAAGAACUUCUCUGCUUGGCUUAGACAGUCAACACAAAAAUUGUUAUUGUUUAAAAAGAUAGAUAACGCCUUUACUACCCAUUCCCCAGCUUUGCACAACAAGCAUUGCUAUAUUAAUAUACUUUAUAACAUUUAAGCCUCUAAAUGUCUGCCUUUUUCUAAGUUACCACAGACAGCCUCUUAUCGCAUGCUUUUUUAUUUGCUUUUCACAACAGGAGACAACAGGAGACUGUUAGUUCAUGUGGGCCAUAUAGAUAACAUUGUGCUCUUUACAGUGGAGUUGUGCAGGACUCAGCUCUAAUUGGCAAUAGAUAAAUAAUCAUGUGAUCAGGGGGCUGUCAGAAGAGGCUUAGAAACAAGGUAAUCACAGAGGUAAAAGGUGUAUUAAUAUAACCAUGUUUCUUUGCAAAACUGGGGAAUGGGUAAUAAAGGGAUUAUCUAUUUUUUUUAAACAAUAAUACAUUUUGAGUUGACUGUCUCCUUAAAGGGCUUAGUAUGGACCAAUUAAAAAUCAGGGCUGGAAAUGUCCACUAGCUAGGUAUUGGUACAAAAUUGGGUUUAAUAUAGAGUGGUUUAGUAACUUUUUCCCCAGCUGGUAAACUGUAGUGAUUUUUUUCCCCUUUGCCAGAUAUUAUAUUCUAAGCACCUUGGAUUCCUUUGGAACUGGAGUUUGUGUUAAAAGCAAUGCAAUAACAUUAGAUUUUUAUUUGCUAAAGCAAAAGAUUUUAUACAGUUGCUCAGUUCUUCACAUCUUUUCCUCAGCACCUGGAAGUUGGUUUUGAUUUUAUGUUAAAAAAAAAACUUUCCAAUUUACUUCUAGUAUCAAUCUGACUUUGUACUCUUGGUAUCUUUUGUUGAAAAGCUGAUAGGAAGGUGUAUAUGUGACUAGAGCAAUAUGGCAGCAGUUUCAUAACAAUGUUAUACAUUGCAAGAACAGUAGAUGGCAGCAUAAUUUUCUGUCAUGUACCGCUCCAGAAAUGUGCACUCUACCUAUCUAGAUAUCUCUUCAACAAAGAAUACAAUGAGAACGGAGUAAAUUUGAUAAAAGAAGUAAAAUAAACACUUUUUUAUUGUAUGCUCUGUCUGAAUCAUGAAAGAAAUAUGUUGUGUUUCAUUUCCCUUUAAAUUGAAAUACCUCAUCUUAUUUAAAAUGACCACAACAAAAACCACAAAUGUAUGUUUACUAAUAAAACCAUUUUUUGUUA